This is a messenger RNA of Psylliodes chrysocephalus, 5165 nucleotides long. NCBI's taxonomy places the organism in Eukaryota, Metazoa, Arthropoda, Insecta, Coleoptera, Chrysomelidae. The record is from the annotation of a GenBank genome assembly.
GAUGACAUCUAAUGUCAAGUAACUGAAUAACUUUAAAAAUAAUACAAGAAAGAAGAGGCCUGGAGAUUUGUGGUAGUGAAAACUAAAAAAAAACAUUAAUAAAUGUAAUUUCGCCAGAUUUUCCUAAAUAUAAUUCCAACUUUCGAUGGAAAACUAAGUGCCGUUGUCAGAUGUGUCUUCCACAAGUGUUAUUUCAAUUUAAAGAAGAUCCGUCUGUAAUGAGUGAAGUAAAAUUUUUAUUCGUUUGAAAACAAGGUGUUCCAUUUCAUCAUUAGUUAUUGUUUAAUAAUAAUUAUUUUCGUCUAACAAACUACGUGCUUAAUAAAUUUACAAAAUCGGAAACGAUGCCUCUCUUUGGGAAGUCUCAGAAAGGUCCCGCAGAUGUCGUAAAAGCCCUUAAGGAAGCCGUUAAUUCUCUGGAAAAGGGCGAUAAGAAGGCCGAAAAGGCGCAAGAAGACGUGUCUAAAAAUCUUGUUUUAAUAAAGAACAUGCUGUAUGGUACUUCAGAUGCGGAGCCUCAAGCUGACAUCAUAGUGGCGCAAUUGGCCCAAGAACUUUACAAUAGUAAUCUGUUGUUACUUUUAAUACAAAACUUGAACCGGAUCGACUUCGAGGGCAAGAAGGAUGUAGCACAAGUGUUUAACAAUAUAUUAAGACGUCAAAUUGGUACGAGAUCGCCUACAGUAGAAUACAUCUGUACCAAACCUGAAAUAUUGUUUACACUAAUGACUGGAUAUGAACAUCAGGAAAUAGCAUUAAACUGUGGUACUAUGUUACGUGAAUGUGCUAGAUAUGAAGCAUUGGCUAAAAUAAUGUUAUAUUCAGAAGACUUUUAUAACUUUUUUCGAUAUGUUGAAGUUUCCACUUUUGAUAUAGCUUCAGAUGCAUUCUCUACUUUUAAGGAAUUAUUAACCAGACACAAAAUAUUAUGUGCUGACUUCUUAGAAACCAACUAUGAUAAGGUUUUUAACCACUACCAGAGACUGCUUAAUUCUGAGAACUAUGUGACUCGGCGUCAGAGUUUAAAGCUCCUUGGUGAAUUACUAUUGGAUAGGCACAAUUUUACAGUUAUGACCAGGUAUAUUUCAAAUCCUGACAAUCUGAAACUAAUGAUGAAUAUGCUUAAAGAGAGAUCCAGAAAUAUUCAGUUUGAAGCUUUCCAUGUAUUUAAGGUCUUUGUGGCCAAUCCCAACAAACCCAAACCGAUACUAGAUAUUUUAUUACGUAACCAAGAGAAACUUGUAGAAUUUCUGAUCAAAUUCCAUACGGAUCGAGCAGAAGACGAACAAUUCAACGACGAAAAGGCGUACCUAAUCAGGCAGAUAAAGGAGCUGAAACCCAUACCAGGCCACUAAUAAUCAUUUUUAAAAUAAUUAAUUACAAUUUAUUCAACUGUACUUGUCAAUAUUAUUUUAUUGCUACUCAUUUUUCAUUUGCAAAAGUCAACUAGAUAAUACGGCGGGCGUCUUAACUGGAAAGAGCGUAAAUAAUACUCGUAUCGUUGGUUUGCGAGAAUACCGAAGCAAUUUAAUUUUUUUUUAAAUACAGAAUGAUCCGAGAUCACUUAAUUUUAUCGUGAAAAAUGAUGUUCUCUAAACAAAAUUAGCGCCAUUAUUCAUUUGAGAGAAACAAUUCCAAUGUGUUGAUGUCAAAGAUCUAUUCACUAAAACACAGACGCGUUAUAUCGAGCGUUAUAUCGCAAUAAUUCGGGAUAUUCUUUUUAAAAAUUAGAAUUAUAAUUCAAGUUCUAUUUUUUAUAAUAUAAUGUUUGUUUUUAUGAAGUCCAGUUAAAUUUAGGCAACAAUGACGUAAGUUGCUUUUUUAUAAUUCAUAAAAUGGACUAUUUUUAAUUGUGUCGUUGUUCUUGCCAACUAACGAAAUGUAUGGUUUUAUAACGCGGUUUUUUUUUUUGUUAUUUUAAGGAGCUUUUACUAGUAAAUAUAAUAUUAUUUAAAAAAGUAUCGAUGUAGUAAAUAAAUUUUUUUUCUUUGUCAACAUUCUAAAAAUCUUUUAGUAUGUUAUUUGGAUCCCAUUAAAUCUGCAAUCGUACAACUAACCUCAAUAGCAGCCAUUAAAAAUGUCGUUACAAAUUGGCCGUUUAAGGGGGGUGACCGCUUAUGUGGGGAAUAAUUAAAAUAUAUUAUUUACAAUGUUUGAUCUCAAUAAAAUGGAGUAUUUACUUAUGUGUACUUAUAACAUAUUAUGUACUUGCACAAAGAAGAGAAAUUAUAUUUUUUAUUAAUAAGAAAAAGAUGUCUCUAUAGUAAAAGAGAAUUCCUAAUUAUUAUAUUCACAUCGUCCAUAUGUUUUUUGUUUUGAAGUCAAUUACAACUUUAUUAAUUAGUGAGAAAUUCUAGUUACACAGAUAAUUUCACGUAUAUAAUAAGCUCAAUACCGUACAACAAAAAAUUGUUCAAUUGAAGUCUGUUUUAAAUUAUUAAUUUUAAUUUUUGCUACUUCACCCUUACACUUUGUUACGAUGUUGAAAAUACAAGUGUCAAAUCACUAAUUCUUUAAAUUUCUAGCUAUGCAAAACCAAUAGCAAGUCCGUCUGUUUUUGACCAGCAUUAAAUCCUCCUUCUUUGACAAGUUGUUUCAAUUUUACUUUUUGAAAUAUCAUUUACUUUUCUGCUAACUUUCGUGCACGGGUAGUAAAUUUUUCAAUUUCUGCGAUGAUUUCCAAUUUUUUUUAAGAAAUAAAUGUUUACGCAUCAAAGACAUUGAUGAAUCUGUGUUGUUAAACUUUUAACAGAAUUUAUUUUAGCUCUUACAGAAACGUAAAUAAAUUCAACAAAUUCUGUAGUAAUUAAAAAGUUAUUUAUAUAAUUACCUUUAAUCUAUUGUAUAGAUACUUUGGGUAUUUCCAAUAAUACCUGCCCUCAACUUUUUGUGCCUUUUUGCUAUUUUUACCUGCAAAGGCGACGUGUCAAUGAAUUGCCUUUUUUACUCUCAUAAAUAAUGAAUUUUGAUAUUUAAAACAAUAAAAUACAUUCUUAUAAAGAGCGAAUUGUGCUUUUUAAAUCAAAAAUUACUUCUUUAUGAUUAUUCCUUAGAUAAACAACUUCAAACGAUCUUUCUUCCAACAUCAUUUUUACUUCCACUAUUUUAAUAUCGUUGAAUUAUCUAUAUCGCUUUCCUGUUUUAUUUCUAUACUUUCUUCUUCAACUAGUUUUUCCAAAUAGUCAUUUUCAUUACUAGUAAAAUCCUUUUCAUCGUCCUAACAUUCUUCAAAAACUUUUUUAAUUACUUUUUGAAUAUUAUUCUUGAACUUUUUCGUCUGUCUUUUGAAAUAUCCCAUUUCCACAUAAUUUUUCUUUUGGAAUUUCCAUCAAUAUUCUGAAUUUAGUAGUUAUAAAAAACCUUUUCACCUGGUGGUUAAAAUUAACUAAAACAUUACAGAAUAGACCCCUUAAGGUCUUAUGCCACGCAUCACGCAAUAAUUUGAAAUUAAAUAAAAUAAAGUAUUCUAUUACAUCUUCAAAGUUAAUAAAUUGUGACGAUACUGAACUAGAAAUUAUUACAGAAGGUGCUCUAAACAUUCUCCAUUUAGGUGCUAAAUAAAAACUAGACAUGACAAACUUCAUAUUUAAAAAGGCGUAUAGUGAUUUGAUUAAUAAUAUUUUGAGGAGCAUUCUGUUGGGGUAAAUCUUUGGGAUAUUUUUUUCUGUAACCAGUUUUGAGUGUACUUACUUUAUGAUUAAUUUUGUAUGCCGUCUAUGCUUAAUUUUCUGGGGGUAAAUAUUGGGGUAAUUUUGUUAAAAUUUGGAACAAACGGUGCUCGAAGAUGGAGAGUUUUUGGAAUAAAAAUUAUACAAAAUUAACUCAAAAUAAACAGAUGGUUACGUUUAGAUGUAUGAUAUUUAGAAAGGCUAUUAAAAUUUACAUUUUUUUUAUUAAUUAAGUUUCUAUUUGAGGUUUUUCAUUAUUAUCUGGCAUUCAAAUAGUAAAGCUAUUCCCUUUACCUUACAAAAAAUAUAUUGAAAAGAAUAAAAGGCAGUUCUUAAAACCAUUAUAAUAAAUAUUGAUGAAAUAAAGCUCUUUGGGUUAAUGUUCGCUUGGAACUAGUAAAACUUCUAUCGUUGAAAUCAAAUCAUCACAAAAAUUCCGAAUUAUAUGCACAAUUAUUACAUUUUAAACUAAAAAAUAAGGUUAGUGACGGUUCCACUCGGUUUUACCAUUUUUUAAUACUAAAAAAAAAAGAAAGUACAGGAAGCCUAAUAUUAACUAGACUUUGCAGCUUUAAUAGAUUUGUUCAAAAGACGCAAAAUAGACUUAUUUAUAAUAGCUUGAAGAAACCAGUUGGUUAAGUCAGAGGUUGGUAAUAUUUUUUUAAUUUCUCUGUUUUUAAAAAUCGACAAUGCAACAGAAUUAAUUUAUAUCCCACGGCUAUAUAAAACAACACUACCUUCCAUCAUAAUAGGCAUUCGCUUCGAUCGAUAUAAUUCAUAUACAACUAUUAAGAACAUGUGCCACUGAAAAAUAUGUAUAUUAUGUAUGAGAGGUUCACCAAAAAGACCAUUGUGGCAUUCCAGAUAUUAAUUGUCCUUGACUUCCCUAUUUUACUGUGAAACGCAGUUUUAUUAAUAAAAAAAGGAGAAGUAUGUAUGGAAGACAUCAGUUGAUCUGCAGCUUUCAAGACAUUAAAAAUUAACAACAACCUACGAUAAUUAAUGAGUAUAGGACAGAUGAACUACUAAACUUAAUAAUUAAUUUAUAACAGGAAGAGUCCAAAACGUUGAAUGAAUCAAAUAAAAUAUUCUGUUGCUGUUGAUUAUUUUUAAAAAAGAAGUUAGAUAAAAGUUAACCCACGCUUAGGAAGUCUUAAUACCUAAUAAAAAAAAAUAAUUUUCAUUCUAGUUGAUUUUUGUUGUUUUAUUAAAAUUAUUUUAUCAUUAUGCAUAUUUCCCGCGAACUAUUAUGGUUGAACUAAGUAUCGUCACUGUAAAUUGCAAAGUGCGUAACUCCAUUUAAGGAAAAUUCUACAGUAGAGCCAAAAAAGUUAGAAAUAAUUUAAUUUGGAUGAAUAAAAAAAAGCAUUUCUUAGUUGCUACUACACAUAUGGAGUUAUAAUCUGCAUUCCAGAAAAAAGUGAAAUUACGCAUUUUGCGAUUUACAUUGACUGUAUGUAGUAACGUUAGGUUUCUUUGAAAUUUAUUUAAUUAUAG